AAUGGGAAACGCAACAACAAAAUUAAAUAGAAAAUUUGAUGGAUGGCUUAAAAAAGCAUAUAAUUAUAUCUUUAAAGAAGAAGAGCUAAGCGAAGUUUCUGAUGAAGCACUUUCUUAAGAUGAAGAAAAUGAAAAUGCUUAAGAGUUAUAAGAAAAUAACGAGCCACAUAAUUAAUAAGAAUAAGAACCAAAUCAAGAAUAAGAGGAGAAUUUUAGUACUAAUUCAUAAGAAAUGGAAUCUAUCAUUUAUAAAUCAAUUACAAAAGAAGAACUUAUACAGGAUAAACGUAAAGCUUCUACAUUGCUUUCAUCAGAAUUUGAACCAAAAAGAGUAUGUUUAAAUAAGGAGAGUAUGACAGAAUGA
Paramecium pentaurelia is the source of this 364-nucleotide messenger RNA. NCBI's taxonomy places the organism in Eukaryota, Ciliophora, Oligohymenophorea, Peniculida, Parameciidae. The record is from the annotation of a GenBank genome assembly.